This is a messenger RNA of Phytophthora nicotianae INRA-310, 1780 nucleotides long. RefSeq lists its product as hypothetical. Gene Ontology annotation, molecular function: glycerol channel activity; water channel activity. Gene Ontology annotation, biological process: water transport; glycerol transmembrane transport. Lineage: Eukaryota; Oomycota; Peronosporomycetes; Peronosporales; Peronosporaceae. The coding region runs from base 716 to 1645 and encodes 309 amino acids. The transcript has a single exon. The record is from RefSeq and is a predicted model, not a curated record. Gene Ontology annotation, cellular component: plasma membrane.
CCGACUCAAACCGAUUGAGCCGACUGAAAGCGCAUGUUCUUCAGUAGGCGCUGCUGCAUUCCUGGAGUGCAUGUAGUUGGGAGUGGUAAAUACAAGCACCGCCCAACUUGUACGUCUACCUCGGGAAUUGGUUUUUGCUCAAUAUAUCGAGUCAAUAUCAAGCAAACACAGCGCAAUGAUCAUGGGCACAUAAUCCAAAUCGCAACGACACACCUGCGACAACGUCCACCGCCCCUGCAGGGUACAUAAAGGUAAGACCGGUGUGAUGUCCAUCAGUCCUUGAUGCAUGAUCAUCAAUCUUCGAGACUUGGGGCUCCUGCAGCAAGAGUCCUGCUACGUUACCAGUGUACAUGUACCGUACUGCAAACCAAUAGGCCACAGUCGCGAGGGGAAAGGUAAAGCUGAAGCGAAAAGAUGGUACGGCAACGCCUGUACACCAAGCAGCGCGAUCCAAGUUCAACGCAACUUGUAGUCUACACGUUGUAGAGAAUUCCGUUGACAAAGGACCCUUGUACAUGCACGACAUGCUAUCGUAUGAGCAACCCACGCCAGUCUGAAUCCCAGCGGUCCAUCGAAGUAAGACCGAGAGAGACGCUACGUUCGGGCGCAGAGAUGGGCUGGGUGUCGAUGGCACAAUCGCCAUUGCUUGACCAACUCUCCUCUCCAGUCUUAUUCUCCUUUUGGCGCUCUCCUCCGUAAGAAGCUGCGAAUCAAGAUGCGUGUCGACGUCGAGACAAAUGGUGACGCUACACCUUCCCACACGGCGUUUAGCCGCUUCUCGCACACCGCGCGCAAGUUUAUCGACCGCUGUGAGCGCUCGUUGCACCACACGAACCGCAGCCAGUACUUGCGUGACGAACAGCACCACAGGAAAUGGUUUGUCACCAAUAGCGCGCACGUCCGCGAGUGCCUCGCCGAGCUUUUGGGCACUUUUGUCAUGAUCUGCUUCGGUAUGGGUGUCAACAACCAAGUGAGUCUGUCCGAGGAGACCAACGGCACGUGGCUCAGCAUUAACAUGGCGUGGGGUAUUGGUAUCCUUAUGGCUGUUUACUGCUCUGAAGGCGUCAGCGGCGCGCAUUUGAAUCCGUCCGUCACGCUCGCACACUGCGUGUAUGGCCGUCUACCAUGGUGGAAGAUGCCGGGUUACUGUCUUUCGCAGUUGGUUGGCGCUUUCGUUGGAGCUGCGGCUAUUUACCUGCUCGACUACCAGAAAAUUCAGAAGAUCGAUCCAGAUCUGGAGACCACGCAGAGCAAUUUUGCCACCUACCCAAGCGACGACAUUAGCAAUUACACGGCGUUCUACACGGAGGCACUGGCCACAGGAAUGUUGCUGCUUUGCAUUUAUGCGAUCACGGACCAAAACAAUCGUUCUCCGGGUACGGUAGGUACGCCGUUUGCCUUUGCGUUGAUGAUCAUGGCGCUUGGAAUGAGCUUCGGCAUGAACACCGGCUACGCGAUGAACCCAGCGCGUGACUUUGGUCCUCGUUUGUUGACGUACGUGGUGGGAUACGGCUCGAAGGUUUGGACGGCAGAUCACUAUUACUUUUGGAUUCCAAUUGUUGCUCCACUUGCUGGUGGUGUGAUCGGCGCUGGUUUGUACACGGUUUUGGUCCAGAUUCAACAUCCUCACGAGCAUGAAAUGUAAUUUUUGCCGUUUGAGAGUGAGCACUCGAAGAAAAUGGGUAUUGAUAAAACUGUAGCUCCGAUAAGCAGGUCACUGCGAUAAUUUCCAAUGGAGCAUUUCUGUUUCCAACAAUUGAAUAUGCGAUUGAUUCGGAAC